AAGAUCAUAAGACCGGCACAAGACCGCAGGGCGAGCAUUAUUUAUUUGAUACCUUGAUGUGGAUAUUUCUGUCACUGUCUGCAAAUACAGUGAAACCUUUUUUUUUUUUUUAAAGUAUUCAUUUCUACAACUGGAGCAUCAUCAACCGCAUGACCGGUUGCCUGAGUAACGGCAUCAGCAUCAGCAUCAGCAUCAGCAUCCGCAGCAUCAGUCACACGGCGGCUCCUGUCAAGGUCGCAGGAGAGGGAGGAGGACACCAUAGAGGGAGGGAGAAGGAGGGAGGUGGACCAGAGGGAGCUUACUCCUCCGCGCAUGCGCCCAUGCCAUAAUAGGACGCGGGCGCCGCCUCGGCUUUUGCGGGGGAUGCGGUGACGCUGCAGAGUCACGGAUUUGUGCACGUAGAAAAAACGUAGAGGGGGGCGGAGCGACGUUACGACAUCGCAGCAUUCUGUGUUUUUAUAGGUGGAUGGAGUGGAUGAGAAAGAAAAUAAAGAAAAAAUAAAAACUAGUGCGUGCUCAUACGUGCGGUUCUCCUCGCAGACUCCUGCAUGAAAAGGGAGGGAGGCUGCAGGGCUGCAGCUGCACCGAGGCUUUCUUCUUCUGUCACGACAGCUUACAGCGCCGGCGGGCGGGUCCUGCAAAUCUUUUAACCACCACCUGAAGAUCUCCUGCCUCUCUGCAUCCUUCAGUUUGGAGUAAAACAUUCUCUGGUGAUCAUCCAGCUAGAUUUCAGAAGAUGGAAGGGCAGGAAAAGCAGGUGACAGGUUAUCUCCUGUUCUCUCUGGCCACCGCCGUCAUCGGCUCUCUGCAGUUUGGUUACAACACGGGAGUCAUCAACGCUCCGGAGCAGAAACUACGAUCUUUCUUCAACGACACCUGGGUCGAGCGUUAUGGCGAGCCAAUCAGCCCGGGGGUCUGCACCAUCGUGUGGAGUAUCGCCGUCGCCAUCUUCAGCGUUGGCGGCAUGGUGGGCUCCUUCAGCGUGGGAGUCAUGGCAAACCGGUUUGGCAGGCGUCGCUCCAUGUUCCUGGUGAACUCCCUGGCGGUCAUCGGCGGCCUCCUCAUGGGCUUCUCUACCCUCUGCUCCUCCUAUGAGAUGGUGAUCGCCGGCCGCCUGGUCAUCGGCCUGUUCUGCGGCCUCUUCACCGGCCUGACUCCCAUGUAUGUGGGCGAGGUGUCGCCCACCCCCCUACGAGGAGCCUUCGGUACUCUUCACCAGCUCGGUGUGGUGCUCGGCAUCCUGAUCGCUCAGAUCUUUGGUCUGGAGGCUCUGCUGGGCUCAAGCAAGCUGUGGCCCCUGCUGUUGGCCCUCACGGUGAUCCCUGCUGUGCUGCAGUGCAUCCUGCUGCCGUUCUGUCCCGAGAGCCCUCGCUUCCUGCUCAUCAACCUUAAACAAGAGGAGCAGGCCCGCAAAGCACUGGUGCGUCUGCGCGGCAGCAAUGAUGUGAGCAAAGACAUGCAGGAGAUGAAGGAGGAGAGCGCCAAGAUGGCCAUGGAGAAGAAGGUGACCAUCCCCGAGCUUUUCCGCUCUGCGGCGUAUCGGCAGCCCCUCCUCAUCGCCGUCAUGCUGCAGCUCUCCCAGCAGCUGUCGGGGAUCAACGCUGUGUUCUACUACUCAACGGGAAUUUUUGAGUCAGCUGGAGUGAAAAAGCCCAUCUACGCCACCAUCGGAGCCGGCAUCGUCAACGUCAUCUUCACAGUUGUUUCUCUCUUCCUGGUGGAGAAGGCAGGACGGAGGACUCUGCACCUCCUGGGACUGGGUGGAAUGGCGAUCAGCGCUCUGAUCAUGACCAUCUCCCUCCUGCUGAAACACAUUACUGCAAUGAGCUACCUUGCCAUCACUGCUGUCAUGCUAUUUGUGGGUAUGUUUGAGCUGGGCCCCGGUCCAAUCCCAUGGUUCAUUGUGGCUGAGCUGUUCUCCCAAGGGCCCCGCCCGGCAGCCAUGGCUGUGGCUGGCUGCUGCAAUUGGACGGCAAACUUCUUGGUUGGAAUGAGCUUCCCCAAACUAGUGGAGGUGUGCGGGCCGUGGGUCUUCCUCAUUUUCAUGACCUUCCUCAUCCUCUUUUUCAUCUUCACCUUCCUUAAAGUCCCAGAGACGAGGGGCAAGACCUUCGACGAGAUCGCACGCUGCUUCAGUGGCGGCCAGCCCCCCGCCUCGACCGUUGAGGACCCGCUUGCCAGUGCCAGCAUUGUCACAGCAGUUCCUACGUCGCCGGUGAAGGAGAAGGUCCCGUUGGUGCAGGCGGCACCACCGGCAGCAGCAGCAGCAGCAGCAGCAGCAGAAGCAGCAGCAGCUCCAACUUCUGUAGCUGAAAGCGCGCCGCUUGAAGAUAAAUCAAACUGCACAGUGCAGGAGAGUGUGUAGACACGCUGUACCUAGAGUUCUGAUGGAUGAAGGGGGGUAUAGAUGACGGAAGAAUCCCAGAGAUUUGAAAAAAUGCUGUAAAUUGUAGUAAAGUAUCACACCUUGGAACAAUAGAAACUACAUAAUUUUAUAAUACACAAUAUCAAUUUAUAGGCUUUGACCCUUAAGAGGUCAUGCUUUCUGCUUUCACGGUAACAUUCCUUCUUUCAAAUCCUCCCUUCCUAAACUGUGAAAGGGAAGCGGUCACUGUACAAAACCGCAGGUUCGAUCUACUGUACAUUCCUAGGAAUUAAGCUACACUCAUUAAAAGUGCGAGUCUCUUUCAAGACAGCAGCUGCACGUCUAGUCAGGGCGACACUUUGUGUACACUUAAUGUACCAACAGCUAAAGGUAAAAGACUACAAGCAGAGUGCGUUGACAUUGGUGCAGGCGUUUUCCAGAGGUCAGGAGAGAGGAGAGGCGACUGAUUUUGUUCACGUAUUCCUGUUCUAGUGGAUAUUUUAGUGCAAUAUGACUUUGUAGCUGUAGUUCUAUCUAGUAAUAUCUAAUUAUGUAUGUGUUUGUUCCUGUCAUGUUUUCGGAAGUGGUCUCAAAUCACUGAGAAGGUCCGAGAAGGGAUUUUUUUAAAAACUGAAGCUUUGCCUUUCGAAGAGCUUUUUAAGCAAUGCCAAAGUGCUGAACUUUAAUCACCGUCUUGCGAACACGUGAUACGAAAUGUGUUUCUGCCGGUUGUUAAAUUCAGAGUGGGGAAUUAGCCACAGGUCAUGCUGAGUUUAUUAAUACUGAAAGAAAGUGGUUAACGCGGUAAUCCACAAGUUUAGUCGACGUUUUUUAGUGUAGAGCUACCCUGUGUGGUUUGAUGUGGAGAAAUUGGUGCUUAGUUCUCGUUUAUUCCAAACAAACACAAAUUUGUUGCAUUUACGAACUCGUCAUUGGAUGAAUUUCUUCUCUUAAAUCUAUCGAUCUGUUGUUUAAUCUUGUGGAUUAUUGAACUAUACUGCAUGGAAAAUCAUGACUUUCAUUUGACUGUAGACAAAAAAACAUGUUGGCUGAAUUGUUUCACAGAUGUAGAUCACAGUAGGGUAACGUGCAAUGUAUAUUUUUUUGUUGAAAGAGAAAAGAAAGAGAGUAUUUAUUAGCUUAGAAAUUAAUUUUUCUACAAAAAAUAGAAUUAUAUAAUAGACUAAUUUAGAAUCGUAAUGCUUUCCAGACUAGCCCCGGGUAAUGAAGCUGAAAGAGUCCGUAGUUAAAUGAGUAAAUCUCAUUUGUUGCUGUGUUUAGAUGCACUUUGUUAACCAGUUACGCAGCAAAGCGAAGAAUUAGAGCCACAAUCACCGACGUACGUAGAAUUCAUCGAGCACAACAGCGCUUUACGUCAAAUUAACUAAAUAAUAAUUAAAAACUAUUUACCCGAGCGAUUCGCAUAUACUAUAUCUGGCCAGGCUAUUAUUAGAAUAGAUGGAAGUUGUAAUAAAAUGUGCAAUCACCGAAGAAACUUCAACCUAAACGAUGUAGGAGCUGAUCAUGAAUAGAGGCGACUAAAGGGAAAGUGCAAAUACUGGUGGAAGACCAACUUGAAUUGUUCCUGUUGUUUGAUUAGAAAAUCUAAUCUGGUGCAUUUAUUUUUUAUUAUUAUUUCAUAAGAUUAUUUUGAAAGAAAUUACUGCUAUGACUAUUCACUUAUGUUGACUACAAUGAUAAUCUGAGAUUAUGUGUACCGUGACUUUACAUGUUCAGUCAAAACAAGGAGUGUUAUUCCAAAAUGAAAUGCUCUUAUUACAUGACAUUAAGUUAUUAUUGAUGCACCUUGAAGUUGACAGAUUGAAGUUUUAGUUUUUCAAACAAUAUUAAAAACUUUGAGAGGAAGCAGAGGAUAUAUUGGCCAGUUAAUUAUUAAGUAAGUUAGUUAGGAAGUUUAUGUGCCGUGCAACCAAGCAGCAGCCACGGUGGAUGUGAAGUGAAGUUUAUGCCAAAAACUGCAGUUCCUCAAACGUCCACUUGAGGCUGGUUCCAGA
Molecule: messenger RNA, 4380 nt
Organism: Larimichthys crocea (large yellow croaker)
Lineage: Eukaryota; Metazoa; Chordata; Actinopteri; Sciaenidae
Product: solute carrier family 2, facilitated glucose transporter member 1
Exons: 11
Coding region: 737-2365 (542 amino acids)
Biological process (GO): dehydroascorbic acid transport; response to insulin
Cellular component (GO): basolateral plasma membrane; plasma membrane; apical plasma membrane
Molecular function (GO): D-glucose transmembrane transporter activity
Source: RefSeq, a predicted model, not a curated record